GUGCGCCGCCGUCGUGACGUGUUGACGCAGCGUUGAUUCUGCGAUAGGCCGCAGCGGGAGCCGCUCGGUCUCUCCGAAGAAAAUAAAGAAAUAAGAGCGCCGUGGAGGAAAGAGAAGAAGAAACAAAGACUCGUCUCUGGAAAGGGAGGGUUACCGAGCGCUGCAGCGCGACACAGAAAGGGGAGGACGCUGAGGAGAGACUGCAGCCGCUAUUGUAACUCGCCCCCCUGCACUCCCUCCCAAACACAGAAAGAAGGAAAGAAGGAAAGAAGGAAGGAAGGAAGGAAGGAAAGGCAGGCAGGCUGAGGGGUGACACCUGCCUGGACUGGGGGAGUCUUCACCACACCGAGGAGAGGAGAGGGACCGGCAGAGAGAGGAGGCUGGUUCUGAGGGUGAGGCCGGAGGUACCAGACUCAAUGAGUUGCCAUUGACAUGUCCGAGAAGUCAGGCCAGAGCGCAAAGGCAAAGGAUGGGAAGACCAAGUACGCGACCCUCAGCCUCUUUAACACAUACAAGGGAAAGCCGCUGGAGACCCAGAAGACUGCAGUGGCUGCCAGGCAUGGGCUCCAGAGCCUGGGCAAGGUGGCCUCUAACAGGCGCAUGCCACCUCCAGCCAACCUGCCGAGCCUGAAAGCGGAGAACAAGGGGAACGAUCCCAACGUGAACAUCGUUCCCAAGGACGGGAGCGGCUGGGCGUCGCGACAAGACCAGCCCGGGGAGGAGCGGCCCCCGGAGAUACCCACACCCCCACCCAAACCAGGGCCCCCAGCCCCCCAGGAGGUAGCCAGUGGGGCCAGCCGGUCCUGGGGCAGCAGUAAGCUGGUGGGGCAGGGAGAUGGUGGCCCCCGGAUAAACAGCCUCUUCCAGCAGGAGUUUCCUAGUCUGCAGGCAGCAGGGGAGCUGGAGAAGCCCGGAUCGGACAAGGAGCAGCCAGAGGAGCCCUAUGGACCGGGGCCCAGCCUGCGACCUCAGAAUGUUGGCAGCUGGAGGGAGGGCGGUGGAAGGAACCUGAGCAUGGCCGGCUCAGAGCCUGACGUCGGAGCCCCUUCGGCGGAUGAGGGAGACAGCAGCACCCCCUCUCCCACCCUGGAGCAAGCAGAGCCCUGCAGGGCAGCGAGCGAGCAGCGGGAAGGAAAGAGGGAGGGCAGGGAGAGGCUCCCCAACAGCACUCAGCCUCCUCCGCAGGGGCUCAGCCAGGUCAAACUCAACGGGGGGCAGCCGUCCCCACUGGGAGUGCCUCCACAGUUCCAUCCCCAGUUCAGAGGCAUCAUGCCCCCCUAUAUGUUCCACGCCUAUCCCCGCAUGCCCUUUCCACCGAUGCAGGGCCCUUGCAGGUACCCGCUCCCUCCACAAGAAGCCGGGAAAGGCCCCAGGGCUGCCAGUCGGCCCCCACAGUCGUGGCCCCAGGAUGGGGUGGACAGGCCCUCCAUCAUCAGUGCCACAGAGCUCAAGGAGCUGGAUGUUCUGGACACAGAUGUGGACGAGGGCUGGGCUGGAGCCCAGAUGGAGGUGGAUUACACAGAGAAGCUCAACUUCAGCGACGAUGAGGAUAACCAGGCCAACAAAGACAAGGGAGACAACUGGGAGUGGAUGCGCACCCGGAGUUCGCAGUGCUCCGAGCGGUGGAAGGAGGGAGAGGGGUCCUGGGGUGAGAAUGCUGCUCCUGCACCCCUUUCACCCAACACCAGGGGGCAGCACAGCAAGACCAGCCAGCCCCCGGAGUACCAGGCACAGUCUGCAGGCCGCCCCCCAGCAGCAGCAGCUGCCGCAGGUGCACCGUCCCGGGGGAAGCUGCAGGCAGUGACAGGGGCCCCUGAGUCUGAGGACUCGGAGGCAUGGAGGCUGAAGCGCAAGAAACAGACGGAGCCUACCGAGGCCGUGGAGCGGGCGCGGCGCAGGCGCGAGGAGGAGGAGCGGAGGAUGGAGGAGCAGCGGCUGGCAGCCUGCGCGGAGAAACUCAAGAGACUCAACGAGAAAUUCGGGGCCCCGGCCAUCACCACCACCACGGCAGCAUCUCCAGAGAGCCAGGCACCAGAGGCACAACCAGCGCCCGCUGCGGAAGAGAGCGCAGAGAAGACGACGACGACCAACAUCCAGCCCCAGCCUCCACCCCGGGCACGCUCUCGGGAGAGAGUCCAGCCUGAAGAGCAGCAGGAGGAGGAGAAGGGGGUGGUGAUAGUGACUGCACCUCCAUUGCCAGAGUCAGGAGACAGGGAGGUGCAGGUGGAGAGCGAGGCUUCUGCCUCGGUGGAGAUGGCCCCAGAGGGAGAGGGCAGGAGAGAGUGCUUCAACAGCAAGGAGGCUGCUAGAGCUGAGGAGCCCCCUGUGCUGCCCCCUCUGGACCCCCCUCGCAGUGAGGACCCCCCAGCCCUGACCCCUGAGAGUGGGGAGGGGGAGUCUGUCCACUCGCGCCCCACCCUCCCCUCCGGAUACUCCAAACAGUUCCAGAAGUCCCUGCCCCCACGCUUCCUGAGACAGCAGGAGCAGAUGAAGCAGCAGCAAUGGCAGCAGCAGCAGCAGGCAGCGUCGGCAGCUCCCCUUUCCCCAGGGGCCCCGGCCCCCCCUCCCCAGCACCGCUCCCUCUACCAGCCCCUGGGGCCACACCAGCAGCACCUGGCCUCCAUGGGGUUCGACCCCCGCUGGCUCAUGAUGCAGUCCUACAUGGACCCCCGCAUGAUGUCAGGGCGCCCCUCCGCUAUGGACAUGCCCCCCAUGCACCCAGGGAGGAUGCCUCACAAGCAGCUGCUUAGGAGAGACCAGGUGGAGAUUGCUGGCUCCGGGUCCGAAUCGUUUGAUCACCUGGCACGGCCUGUCAAAGACCACGGGCUUCCCUCGGAGUCCCGCGUGGUGUGGGGGUCUGAGCCGUACCCCCAAACAGAGCCCCAGUCUGCUGCUACACCCCCCAAAGUACCAGAUGAUCCCAAGGAGCCCAGGUUCGAGGUGGGGGUCGAGUUGGAAAGGCGCACUCCUACAGAGACCAGUCUCCUUGAACCCAGGACCAAGACAGACUGCUUUGGAGACCUGCUGGAGCACGUGGGCCGCAGCUUCAUCAGCCGAGCCCCAGAGGACCUAGCGGGCCCCCUGCAGGCUGAGAAAGGUCCCGGGGUGCCCGGGUUCGAGCCGAAGGAAGGGAGCCUGGCCCCUGCAGAGGAGGCUCUUGGUGUGCCGAGGGAGAGUCCUGCAGUGCUGAAGAGGAGCGCCUCUCAGGGCUCCAGCCACUCUGUCAAGUUGGAGGAGCCCAGCUUUGAGGUAGCUUUCAAACCACAAGCCAAGGAGACGACCGACCGCUUGGAGGACAAGCCCAAGAAGGAGCCCUUCUCUCUGGGCAGCGGUGGCAGCAGGACCACCCCGCCAGCUGAGGGCCUACCCAAAGCGGACAAGCCGCCCAAAUCGAAAUCUGAGACGCGCUGGGGUCCUAGGCCGGGGGCCAACAGGAGGGAGGGGCCUGGUGGAGAGCGACCGCUCCGCAGAUCAGGGCCCAUCAAGAAGCCGAUCCUGCGGGACAUGAAGGAGGAGAGGGAGCUGAGGAAGGAGAAGGAGGAGCGGCAUGAGAGAGGAGGGGGGAGGAAGGAGGGACCCAAAACAGAGAGCCAGAAAGCACCUGUUGGCGAGGGGAUGAGGAGGGAGCCCCCUGCCUUGGCCCCUGAUACUUGGAAUACAGCGAGCGCAGGGAAGCCUGGGGGGGCUCUGGGGCCACCACUGGGGCUUUCAGCCCAGGAGGAGAAACAGGAGAAGCAGCCCCCGCCUGCCGUUGAGCAAACCCACCCCGAGACACCCAGGCCAGCCUCCAGGAAGGAAUCGAACCUGCCGCUGAGGGCUUACCGGGUUCAAGACCGGGACAGGGACCGGGUUCAAGACCGGGACAGGGACCGGGUUCAAGACCGGGACAGGGACCGGGUUCAAGACCGGGACAGGGACCGGGUUCAAGACCGGGACAGAGACUUGGGCCCAGAGCCAGGCUUCCGGGGCCGCGGCAGGGGAGAGUACUACUCUCGUGGCCGCAAUUUCAGGGGUAGCUACGGGGGCCGGGCGAGGGCUACCAGGGGCAGGAGUAGAGGGGAGUACCCCUACAGGGAGCCCCGGCCACGCUCGGACCUGCCCCUCGGCUCGGCUGCCUUGUUCCGGCGGCGGGAAGAGAGCGAGACGCGCAGCGAGAGCUCCGACUUAGAGGUGAUUCCCAAGAGGAGGCGCCGGCGCGGCUCCAACACGGACUCUGAGAGCGAGGCCCGGGACACGGCCAGCGACACCGGGGCCUCCGACAGGGACAGCAGCAGCAGCAAGGCCAGGCCGCUGCGCAGGGAUGACCCCAGGAGGAUGUUGAAAACAACAGCAGUCUCCUUCCGCCCUCCUCCUCCUCCUUACACCGCGCAGCCCGGCUCCAGGGAGCCUCGAGAGGAUGACGGGGGGCGCCCCAAGCCAGGCUUCCUCCCCAAAGUAGAGCCCUCCAGGCGGGGCAGGGGAGCAGGUAUGUACAGGAGGGCCGCUGGAAGGGAGAGAGGCCCACCCAGGUCGGCUCCAAUGAGACGUCUGGGGCUGAAGGAUUGCCAGUGGCCCUCCAAGCCCAUGGAGACAUUCCGGCCGGAGGGGGAGAGGCUAGAGCUCGGCCAGGGGCUGAACUCAGAACGACGGCCGCUCAGGUUCGAGGGGAAGAAGUACCCAGAGCCCAGCCGGGAGAGGCCCAGGAGACAGAGGCCAGCCCGGCCGCCUAGACAGGACAAGCCUCCCCGCUUCCGCAGGCUGAAGGAGAGGGAGGCGGCAGCGGCCGAGUCAGGGGGGGGGCCUGGCAGGGCCAUGCCCAGUGGCCCCCCGGACUACGCAGCGCCAGCGGGUGUCUCUGAGGCAGCAGGGAGCAAGUCCCCCGACCUGUCCAAUCAGAACUCCUCCGACCAGGCCAACGAGGAGUGGGAGACGGCCUCAGAGAGCAGCGACUUCAACGAGCGCAGGGAGCGCGAGGAGCGCAAGGGCGAGGCGGCCGCAGCCACAGCCUCUCAGGGGGCCCUGCCCAAGGGCACGGGCUCCGAGGGGGGGGCCGCACCCAAGCGAGAGGCCCUCACCGCAGCAGCCAAGAGGAGCUUCUCCAGCCAACGCCCCGGAGUGGAUCGGCAGAACCGGCGCGGCAACAGCGGGCCCAAAACUGCUCGGGGCUACGGUGGGGGAAGGGGAGAGCGCAGAGGGCCCGGGGGAAAGCCGGGGCGCAGAGGCACUGUAUCCCAGCAUCCAGACCAGCAGUCCGGCUCGGUUCAGCGGUCCGGGAAAGAUCCGUCCAGGAGACACAAGGAGGAGGCCAAGCCGGCCGCUAAGAAACCCAAGGAGAAGGUGGAUGCGCUGUCACAGUUCGACCUGAACAACUAUGCCAGCGUGGUGAUUAUCGAUGACCACCCAGAGGUGACCACGCUGGAGGACCCCCAGUCCAACACCAUGGACGACGGCUUCACGGAGGUGGUGUCGCGCAAGCAGCAAAAACGACUGCAGGACGAGGAGCGGAGGAAGAAAGAGGAGCAGAUUGUGCAGAACUGGAGCAAGAAGGGUUCAGGUGAAAAGGGGCGAGGCGGGAGCUCCAAGCUGCCUCCCAGAUUUGUGAAGAAGCAGCAGCAGAAACAGGCAGCAGCAGCGGCUCAGCCUCGGAGCCAGGCUCCCCUGCAGCCUGCACCCCAGCCUGUCGAGGGGGCUGUCCCACCAACCAGCAGCAGCAGUGAGUUCCCCGGCCAGGCCAAGGAACUGCCUGCCAGCCAGACUCACAGCACCCUUGGCACAGAGCUCUGGGAAAACAAGAUGACCACAUCCACCGUGCUCACAGACAUGACCAAGAAACUGGGACCCAUCAGCCCUCCCCAACCUCCCUCUGUCAGUGCCUGGAACAAGCCCCUCACAUCCUUCGUAGGCGCUGUGGCCCCAGAGCAGGGGGCAAAGCCUGGCCUGGACGCAGGUGUGGAGCUGGGCAUGGAGAGCAUCCAGUUUGGGGCUCCUUCGUCCUCGGGCAGCACAGACAGCGACUGCACCCCGACUCAGCUGGAGAAGGGCCCCGAUAACAAACUGCCAGAGCCCAAGGAGCAGAGGCAGAAGCAGCCGCGUGCCGGGCCCAUCAAGGCACAGAAGCUGCCGGAGGUGAGCCUCCCAGAGAAUAAGGAGUACAAGCCGGGCCCCAUCGGGAAGGAGCGCUCGCUGAAGAACCGCAAAGUGAAGGACGUCCGCCAGGCUGAGAACGAGGGGCCUGACAAGUCGGGUCCGGCGGCCGUCAGGAGCCCAGACCCCCACUCCCCCGCCAAGGACAGCAAGGGGGUCCCGGAGCUGGACUCUGACAUGGACAGCAUGAUCUCUGUGUCUACGCCCGAGUUCGGAGCCAGCAGCAAGGAAUCUGUGACGGAUUACACCUCUCCCUCCUCUUCACUGGCAGAGACAGUCUCCACGGGAAGCAGCAAGAUGGAGGAGAGCCUGGUCUCCAGUGUGCCCUUGCCCCACACCCUCCCCCUCCCCAGGAGGGAGACUCUGCAGCAGAGCUCCAGCCUGACUCAGGUCUCUCCUGCUACCGUUGACCUCACCCUCAAGAUGGAGUCUGCGCGGAAGGCCUGGGAAAACUCCCCCAGCAUGGUUGAGAAGAGUUCCCCAGUGUCCUCAUCUGCCCCCCCCAUCGCCAGCGGCGCCGGAGCCAACAGCGCCACCUACAGCUCCUUCUCCAGCGCGUCCCUGCCUUCAAUCCCAGUGGCCUCCGUCACGCCCACCACCUCCCUCCAGGUGUCUUCAGUGUCUCGCUGCACUCCCUCUCUCCCAGGCUCUGGUACCUACACCACAUCCUCCCUGAGCACCAAGACCACCAGCACCUCCGACCCUCCCAAUAUCUGCAAAGUGAAGCCCCAGCAGCUCCAGAGCAGCAGCAUGGCCUCGGCGGCACACUUCUCCCCGCUGGGCUGUAUCCCCUCCCUGCUCGCCCCCCAGCAGCAGCAGCAGCAAGCCCCGCAGGUCUUCGUCUCCCAGUCUGCAGCAGGUUCUGCUGCUCAGAUCCCUGCCUUCUACAUGGACACGAGCCACCUGUUCAGCACACAGCCCCCGCGCCUGGUUCCCCCCUCGCUGGCACAGCAGCAAGGCUUCCAGCCUGGGCUCUCUCAGGUUUGGGACGGCUCUCUUCAGACCCAGUCUCGAUUGUUUGAUUUUCCCUUACAGCCCACUGCAGUCCAGCAGAUCCCCAUCCCCAUCUACGCCCCCCUCCAGGGCCAGCACCAGGGCCUGGGCUCCGGCCCGCCAGUCUCACAGGCACAGGAGCUCUUCAGCACCUCCCUGCACCAGCCCUACAGGUCCCAGCAGGCGUUCUUGCAGAGCAGCCUGUCUCAGCCCUCGCCGGUGGUUCUGUCUGGGGCUGGCCAGCACUCCCCCAUGAUGCUGUCGGGGACCGCGCUGCACAGCUACCCCGGCGUGCAGCCCUCCGAUCUCAGCAAGGCUCAGUCUGGCCUGGCCUUCCAGCAGACCUCCAGCACCCAACACAUCCCCAUCCUCUUCGAACCCCAGCUCAACCAGCCGUCCGGCCUGGGGGGCUCGCAGCUCAUGGACACCCACACGCACCUCUUACAGGCACGCCAGGGACUGAGCCAGCCCUCCAACUUGUACUCUGGGCAGGUGCAGCAGCCUGGCCAAAGCAGCUACUACAGCUCCACACAGUCUGCCAGCUCUGCCCUGCAGCAGGUAAACGUACCCACACACUCGCACACGGGCCAGAGCAGCUUUUACAGCACCAGGCAGUACCCCAGCCCAGCCGUGCAGCAGAUGACGGUGCCUCUCCCGGGCUCCCAGCUCUCCCUUUCUAACUUUGGCUCGACGGGGGGCCACCAGCCCCUGAUCGCGCUGCCCCAGUCCAUGCAGCCGCAGGGCCCCCAGGCUCAGGCACAGAGCCUCAGCAGACAGGCUCAGCUCAGCCAGCCUUUCCGGGGGCUCCUGAACCAGAGCCAGCACAGCAUGAUGCAGGCUUCCAGCAAGGUGUGUGAGGUGGACCUGAAGCUGUUUGGCAGUGGGAUGGAUAUGAAGCCUGGGACCCCUCCGAUCAGUGCCAGGAGCACCACCCCCACCUCCGGCCCCUUCAGGGCCAGCUCCACCAGCCCCAGCAGCCAGUCCAGUAAGAUGAACAGCAUUUUGUACCAGAAGCAGUUCCAGUCUGCAGCGGCGGCAGCAGGGGUUCGAAUGCCUCCACACUUCCAGGCACAGUUCACACCGCAGAUGAUGUCUCAGCCCAGCCUGGUGCCUCCCAUGGUGAGGCCUCCCCAUGGCAGUUCUUUCAACCCGGGGGUGCAGCCUAUGGGCCCUCCGAUGUCCCCCUCCCUCAUGAGUCACCCCCGCCCGCAGUACAUGAGCCGCGGGCCCCCAGGGCCCCCCAUGGGACCCCGUGGAAACCAGGCCUUGCUCAAGGCAGAGCAGGAUCUCAAGGCAAAGCAGCGCGCCGAGGUGCUCCAGUCCACUCACAAGUUCUUCUCUGAGCAGCAGCAGCACAAGCCCGCUCUGAGCAAACCCUCCGACAGAAGCCAGCAGCCCUCAGAGAGCUUUGCACCACAGCCCCUCUCUCUGGGGCACGAGGGGGAUAAAGGGUCUUCCCAGCCCACCUCCUUCACUACCCCCAGUUCCAAACCUGUCCGGACCGGGCCCAUCAAACCCCAUGCCAUCAAACCUGAGGACACCAAAUAACAGGAGUCGUCGUCAGACCGCACUACCGCCUUUCAGACAUGAAUCUUCAGUAACAUCAUUAACUUCAAGAACACUGUCACAUCCACACUCGCACACUCACAUAUAUAAUGAAACUCCUUUCACUGAGGCAGCCCCUGGGUUGAGAGUUGAGGCUGCAUCGUGUCUCUUUCUCUGUCUGUCUGUCUCUCUUCCUCCCUGUGGUACGGUGCAGUUUUCUCAUGUUUAAUUGAGUCCUUUGUGUUUCCCCGGGGCUGAGAGAGGAGGUGCCAUGCUGACAGUGUGGCUGUCAAACCUUGAAGUCGCUGCAGAGUUUGCAAGGAGUUUUAUUUCUGGCUUUUUGGUUGGUUGUUUUUAAAAAUGUUUUUCUUGCUGUGACUUUUUCUUGCUGGAGUCCGCUGCCAUUGCGCCUGACUGAUGGAGGGCAUUGCCUUCUGCACCUGGGCAAUGCCAGGGACGCUUUUAUUAAACCCCACAUCUGUCAUCUCCACAAAUGAAAUCAGUCCACUGUUUGUUGUAGCUGUAGUACAGUACUGUAUCACACAGAUGUGGAUGGAAGAUUAAUGGCUAACAUUUGAGAGCUGUACGUAGUUGUGGAGACUGCCAUACCCAAGCUCUCUUCUCGUAACUCUCCCGUCCUGCCUCUCGUCUUUAUUUUCACCUCUAGUUACUAUUAUGACUGUUUCUCCCCCUAUUGGUCCUGUCUGAUUUGGCAGACUGCUGUCCCCAAGUACUCAGUGACCCCAUUGGCACUGUACAGACAGACACAUUGGAGCAACCAUGCUUGUUCUCUUUCGUUUGUGCAGGGUUAAUCACUCUAUUCACUAUGUACCGUCUUAACAUUAUCUGUUUUUUUUUUUUUGGUUUGAUUACAGAAACUAAUAAAAUAAGCUGUAAACGGA
Messenger RNA from Polyodon spathula (Mississippi paddlefish), 9563 nucleotides. RefSeq names its product protein PRRC2C-like. The transcript has 34 exons. NCBI's taxonomy places the organism in Eukaryota, Metazoa, Chordata, Actinopteri, Acipenseriformes, Polyodontidae. Gene Ontology annotation, biological process: cell differentiation. The record is from RefSeq and is a predicted model, not a curated record. Bases 433 to 8664 code for a protein of 2743 amino acids.